AUGGACAACAACAAGUUAACAGGGAAGAUUGGAGAUGGCUUGCUAAACUCAAGUAAGCUGCAUAUACUUGACCUGACGAACAACCACCUCACAGGUGCACUUCCUAGUUGGUUAUCCAAGUUUCCUAUCAUCGGUCUGUAUCUCGCAAACAAUGGCUUUCAUGGUAACAUCCCAGCCUCAAUGUUUAAUCAGAGUGUGAUGGACUUCAUGGACCUAUCUGGGAAUAAGUUGUCUGGAAGUUUACCUCCACGCUUCAUUUCUAAAUAUAAGAUGAAUCUAUACCUGCAAGAUAAUGAUCUUACCGGACCUAUACCAGACACCUUGCUUGAAAGUAUCCGGAUACUUGACUUGAGAUACAACAGACUGUCUGGGAGUAUCCCUCGCUUCCUGCACAACCAAAACAUCAGCGUUCUUUUGCUGAGAGGAAAUAAUCUGACAGGUGAGAUUCCUGCACACAUCUGCUCCUUAACCAAAGUCAUUCUACUGGACCUCGCCUACAAUAGCCUAAAUGGGUCCAUACCUCCAUGCUUUCGUAACCUAUCAUUUGGACUGGGAGGGAAUGGUGAGCCACAAGGUCUUGGAGGGAUGGGUUUAGAUUACACUUUUGAAACUGUUGGCAUUCAGGAAUAUUACAAGUACAACUCAGUGCUCCAGCUAGAAAUGUUUUCAGAGCCAUCUGUAUCGACAUACAGACAUGAUAAGGUUGAUUUUACAUCAAAACACAGGUACGAGUCUUACAAUGGUUUUAUGUAUGGACUGGAUCUUGCAGGCAAUGAGCUAAGCGGUGAGAUCCCAAAAGAGGUUGGUCAUCUUUGGAGGAUAUGUGUGUUAAAUCUUUCUCACAAUUCCUUGUGGGGCAAGAUACCAGAGAGCUUCUCAAACCUGACAGCUUUGGAGAGCCUUGAUCUUUCUUUCAACAGGCUAUCAGGGGAAAUUCCUCAUGACUUUGCUAAACUUCAUUCUCUAGCUGUCUUGAAUGUUUCUUACAACAAUCUAUCUGGUACCAUUCCACAAGGUGGAAAACUGAUUACGUUCGAUGUUAGCAGCUAUACUGGUAAUCCUUUUCUGUGUGGACUACCCACCAACCGAAGCUGUAGCAACAUUGACGAUGAUGACACGGAGAUAAAAGAGGGAUUUAUAGGAGAAGAUGGUCAAGACACUGUGAUUGAUAUGGUUGUCUUCUACUGGAGCCUCACGGUGACUUAUGUGUCUGUAUUUGCUGGUUUUCUCUUGUUUCUGUGUUUUGAAUCUUCUCCUAGACAAGCAUGGCUCAGCCUUGUCGAUGCUUUCAUCCGCUUAGCAAGAAGGGCCUUGUCCUAA
Messenger RNA from Raphanus sativus (radish), 1320 nucleotides. RefSeq names its product receptor-like protein 9a. Bases 1 to 1320 code for a protein of 439 amino acids. Gene Ontology annotation, molecular function: protein binding. The transcript has a single exon. NCBI's taxonomy places the organism in Eukaryota, Viridiplantae, Streptophyta, Magnoliopsida, Brassicales, Brassicaceae. The record is from RefSeq and is a predicted model, not a curated record.